Messenger RNA from Kwoniella mangroviensis CBS 8507, 942 nucleotides. RefSeq lists its product as uncharacterized. Gene Ontology annotation, molecular function: RNA 7-methylguanosine cap binding; hydrolase activity. NCBI's taxonomy places the organism in Eukaryota, Fungi, Basidiomycota, Tremellomycetes, Tremellales, Cryptococcaceae. Gene Ontology annotation, cellular component: P-body; nucleus. The transcript is spliced from 6 exons. The record is from RefSeq and is a predicted model, not a curated record. The coding region runs from base 1 to 942 and encodes 313 amino acids. Gene Ontology annotation, biological process: deadenylation-dependent decapping of nuclear-transcribed mRNA.
AUGACCUCCCCCUCUCUCGAUCCCCUCGAAAUAUCCACCUCGACCCUCUCCACUUUCACCCCGACGCGUGUCUUGUCGGAAUCCACCUCGACCGGAUCCAUCUACGUCCUGGGCACAUUGCAUGAUCUACCUGCGAUCGUACAUCUUCAGAAGACCGUAUUGGAAUCUAAUAAAGUAGGAGAGAGUUUGAGGGGCUUGGAGAGGCUGAAUGUAUUCCUGGAGAAUCAGCCGUACUUCUCAACUCACGCCUGGAUUCGUCCCACACCAGAUCGAUUACCUGAUCUUCAGAUAAAGAUCAUAUGCCCAGCGACCGAAACUCACAUCAAGAAGUAUUCAGAGCAAGAGAGGUAUAUGGUGCAUGAGACUCCGGAGAUAUAUGAGAAAGUUGUGUUGCAGUAUAUCAAUGGGUUCGAUGAGAGUCGAUUGGGAUGGGUUUACGCCAUCCUCGAUGGAAAGAAAGAAGCGGACCGUAUCCUAUAUCGAAAACAAGGUGAAGAUGGAUUCGUAAUUUUACCUGACCUCAAAUGGGAUCAAACGUCGAUGAAUGCUUUGUACCUCACCGUUCUCGUUCAGACCCGAUCUAUCAGAUCACUCCGAGAUCUCAAAUCUUCACAUAUCCCUUUACUCAACGAUAUCAAACAAGCUGUAUUCCAAACUGUCAAAGAGAAGUAUGGAGUGGGUUCGAACAAAUUGAGACUGUUCGUUCAUUAUCAACCUUCUUAUUAUCACUUCCAUGUGCAUGUGGUCCAUAUAGAUGCUGAACCUACCAAUGGAAUGGCGGUGGGACAAGCGCACAUGUUGGAUGAUCUGGUAACUUUGCUGCAACUCUCCCCGUCUGAAGGUCCUUCCAUACUUGCUCAGAAGACAUAUACAUAUCCACUAGGGGUGGAACAUGGUCUAUUCAAGGGGAUGCAAGAUGCUGGAGCGAUUGCUUUCGAUUAG